This is a messenger RNA of Prunus persica (peach), 1925 nucleotides long. Its product is annotated as F-box protein CPR30. The record is from RefSeq and is a predicted model, not a curated record. Gene Ontology annotation, molecular function: protein binding. Bases 1 to 1068 code for a protein of 355 amino acids. NCBI's taxonomy places the organism in Eukaryota, Viridiplantae, Streptophyta, Magnoliopsida, Rosales, Rosaceae. The transcript has a single exon.
AUGCGGGACCUCCCAGCAGAAGUGUUUAUGGACAUCUUCGCACGCCUCUCACCCAAGGACUUGGUGCGAUCCACUUGCGUUUCUAAAGAAUGGAAGGCUACUAUCGAAGAUCCACAGUUGGCCAAAUCGCAUCUCCAACGCUCCAUCAAAACCAAAUCUCAUCCUACCAUUUUAAUUAUCUCAUCUAACCCGAUCGUCAACUGUUUUUCACUCAACUUUUCUGAGACCGAUACGACGUACGGUAAACGUUUGAUAAUCGAGCAGCCUUGGCAGCAUCCUCCUCGGUUAACUAGCGACAAAAUCUUCGGCUACUUUAAUGGUCUGGUUUGCAUGCACGACGGUGCAGGCUUUGGUUUAUGGAACCCUUCCAUCCAAAAGUUCAAGAGGAUCCACUCGUCGCCAUUUAGUAUGUUCCGGUUUGCAAAGAUCCAUGGUGGCUUCGGGUAUGAUUCGGUCAAUGUUGACUAUAAAUUGGUUAGUUUCGUGCACUUGAAUACGUUCUGCGCAGUGCACUCAUAUAGCCUAAAAUCUGGUGCAUGGAAAUCAAUUCAAGACUUGCCUCUCAAGGGUCUUGUAUUUGACUCACAGGGUGUGUUUUUACAGCGUGCUUUACAUUGGUUGACGCUUCAAGAAACAGAUGGUGAACGGAUGUUAAAUAUUCUAACCUUCGAUCUUGCAAGCGAGGAGUUUUGCAAGUUUCCUCUACCCGUCCAUAUAUUUCCUGCUCCCAUAUCUGAUCAGGUUUGUAGGUGUCCUAUUUAUUCUUUAGUAGUCGUGGGAGGGUAUCUAUGUAUUUAUCUAACGGAGAGUAGAUGUAAGGCUUGGAUUAUGAGAGAAUAUGGAGUGGUAGAAUCUUGGAGUAUGCUUUAUUCUUUUGAUGGGCAGGGUCACAAUUGCAAGCCUUUAUUGCUUUCAAGUUGUGGUAAAAUGGUACUUUUGGAAGAGAACUACAGCCGUCUUGUUUGGUACGAUCUACAUAAUGGGACGCGCAAAAUGUUUCAAAGUCCUAUGGCUCAAUCUUUUUCCACAAUUAUUUGUGAGGAGAGCAUUCAUCUUCUUGGAAGUUAGUAGGAGGUACAAUGUCUGAAGAUGUUUUGAAGUCUGGAAUUGAUCUUCUUUUUUUGCCGAAGUUGGGAAUAGGGAGGGGGGAAACUCACAUUGAUUGGAAUUGAUCUCUUUGAUUUAGGUGUUAUAUAUGUACUUCAAUCAUAUAGACCAAAUGACGGUUUCUUUUCGUAAAAUGUUGGAUGUUGAUUAUUUUUCUUUUAUCCAAGGACCUGCUAUUUUUUGGUCUUAGUAUAUAUGUUUUUUUUUAUUUGUUUCUUUUGUCUAAAGACUAAAUUCUGUUAUUGGCUGCUUGAUUUUCCUUUAUAUGAUGAUUUUCUAUUCAAAUGGUAUCGUGUGUAAGUUUUAGCAGGCCAGUGGGUGCGUAUCUUUAUUGUACUUGGACAUAAUGACAGAUUACAGAUAAAUAUAAUAAGCUUAUGGUUAUGGAUGAGAUUAUGUGCCGUGCAUCUAUUAGUGUCAUGAAUGUUCUGUGAGAAAUUUAAUAUUAUAUUUAAUAUUAAUUUUCUAUUUGAAUGGAAAUUAAUAAAAUUUAUUGGGUUAAAGACAUGACCCUUGGGUAAAGACAUCUUCAAUUGGGGGGUGACAACUCUUCAAACUAAGGGAUACAUUGUUUGGGGUGACAACUCUUCAAGACCAAAGGAUGCACUGUUUGCCUUUUCAGAUUGGGAUACCUUUUUGGAAAGGGUAUUUCAUCAUCUAUAAAUAGAGCAAUCCUCCUGCAGUUUUAUUCAUUCAAUCAAUUCUCUAGAUACAUACUUUCAUAUAUAGAGAGCAUUAGAGUUUGCAUAAAGAGAGUUUCCUGCAUAAUUUUGGUUCAAAGUUCCUUGUGAAUUGCAGUGCUUCUUUCAUAAGGAGGG